Entrophospora candida is the source of this 508-nucleotide messenger RNA. The record is from the annotation of a GenBank genome assembly. NCBI's taxonomy places the organism in Eukaryota, Fungi, Glomeromycota, Glomeromycetes, Entrophosporales, Entrophosporaceae.
ACAAGUGGAACAAUGGUUAACAGGAUAUGGAUUACCAAAAGGAAAUGAACCUAUGCAAAUGGCAGAUGGAACAGUAACACAAGAUCCAUUAGUAAGAAUGAAUGACGAAGCAGAACCAGGAAUACAAUGGAGAACAGUCAGACUAAAAAGAAAUUCAGCAAAUAAUACAGAUGUAAGUAACUUUGCAGUAAAUCCAGAAAGGGAUGGAAGCGAACUCAUUUUAGCAACAAUAGGAGGAAAUCCUUUAGGUUUGAUAAGACAAGCAGGAAGAGUUGGAAGAUUGAAUACAACAUUUGACGGACCAGCAAAUGACUGUUUAAGAGCAAAAAGAAUAAUAGAAAUUAUAGCAACAGGAUUUUCAGGAGAAGUGAAAAUAGCUUGGGAAGACACUCAAGGAGAUGCAAGGCCUAGAACAUGGGAAGAUCAUAGAUUUAUUGGAGAAACAGGGAAUUUGAUACCAGUAGCAAUAGGAUUAAAAUCAUGGAUAACUAAUAAUUUCUUAAGCAUA